Lucilia cuprina (Australian sheep blowfly) is the source of this 1113-nucleotide messenger RNA. RefSeq names its product galactose mutarotase-like. Gene Ontology annotation, biological process: glucose metabolic process; beta-D-galactose catabolic process via UDP-galactose, Leloir pathway. The coding region runs from base 175 to 1113 and encodes 312 amino acids. The transcript has 6 exons. NCBI's taxonomy places the organism in Eukaryota, Metazoa, Arthropoda, Insecta, Diptera, Calliphoridae. The record is from RefSeq and is a predicted model, not a curated record. Gene Ontology annotation, molecular function: aldose 1-epimerase activity; carbohydrate binding.
UUAGCGAACUUUUGUAUCGUCUACACACAGCUGUUUGACAGUCUAUAAAUUUUUAUUAAUAAUUUUAUUAAAUACUACAGACAAAUAAAUUUUAAAAAGUUUUUCUUUAAAUAGACAAUAUAUUUUCAUUAAAAUAAAUAUUUCUCUUGUGUUUCUGUAAAAUAAUUAACUAAAAUGGUACGUGUUGUAGAAGAUGUUUUUGGAACAUCUAUAAAUCCAUUAACCAAACAAUUGGAACGAAUCAAACGUUUUACUCUGCAAAAUGACAUGGAAAUGAAAGUACAAGUUAUUACAUUGGGUGCCACCAUAACUAGUAUCCAAGUACCGGAUGCAAAUGGGCAUGUGGAUGACAUCGCACUGGGUUAUGAUGAUAUUGCAGGUUACCAAACUUCAAGUAAUCCAUAUUUUGGUGCAACUGUGGGUCGAGUUUGUAAUCGCAUUGCCAACGGUCGGUUUCCACUGAAGGGUCAAGAGAUACAUGUCUCUCGUAAUUUCAACAAUAAACAUCAAUUGCAUGGUGGUUUCAUUGGCUUCGACAAGGUCCAUUGGCAGGUGGAAGCUGUACACCAAGAUAGCAUAACACUCAAACACUAUUCAACGGAUGGUCAUGAAGGAUAUCCGGGCCAAGUAACCGCAACGGUGAAAUUCACAUUGACCGAGGACAAUUGUCUACACGUACAAAUGCAAGCUGAGACAACUAAAGUUACGGCUGUCAAUAUGACAAAUCAUACGUAUUUCAAUUUGGCCGGACAUAAUGCCGGCCAAGAAGCCAUAUUUGAACAUACAAUCAUGAUUAAAGCAGACAAAAUAACUGAAACUGAUGCAGAGUCCAUACCAACUGGUAAUUUUAAAAAUGUCGAAGGCACUUUAUACGAUUUGCGUACAAUGAAAAAUUUGGGGGAACAAAUAAAGAAACUUUUGCCUGCCACGAAUGGUUAUGAUGACAACUAUUGUGUUGAAAAGAACAGUGAUGACACAAGUGUCAGCUUAAUAGCCAAAGCUUAUCAUCCAAAAACCGGAAGAUGGUUAGAAAUUGCCAGUAACCAACCAGGCGUGCAGUUUUAUACAGCAAAUUAUAUGCCCGAUACAACAAAAGGAGAGAUGCCCAUUUAA